Molecule: messenger RNA, 626 nt
Organism: Saccostrea cuccullata (small rock oyster)
Lineage: Eukaryota; Metazoa; Mollusca; Bivalvia; Ostreida; Ostreidae
Product: protein shifted-like
Exons: 6
Coding region: 18-626 (202 amino acids)
Source: RefSeq, a predicted model, not a curated record
UUUUGGUCUAGAUAUCAAUGAAGAUAUUGACAGAAAUCAUGAUUUACCAAAGUAUUUAUGUGUUAGUGUCUUCAUCAUCAGAUACCUGUACGACCAUUUUUUGUCGUAAUGGCGGCUAUUGUGAGGAGGGGAGAUGUGUAUGUCAAGAGGGCUUCUACGGAAUUAGAUGUGAAGAUGAGUGUGAUGGUCCAGAUUCUUGCAACAAUCACGGCGCAUGCGUAGGGAUUCCUAGGAAAUGUGAGUGUGAUAUAGGGUAUCAACCUACUGGAUACUACGGAAAGCAUUGUGAAGACUCAUGCCAUCCGUCAGUGAAUGGUUCCUGUGGAUUUGCAGGCACCUGCUCUGGGGCGCCGCAUAGGUGCGUCUGUAAACAAGGGUUCCAUGGCCCCUGGUGUGUAGCAUGCACACUAGACAUUCACUGUAAACAUGGUGGAACCUGUAAUAGUGAUGGAACAUGUACGUGUAAGAAAGUAAUUCCAGAAAUCAGAGGACUGCACUGCGAAGAGGUGUGUGUAAAAGAUUCUGACUGUAUGAACGCUGGGAAAUGUUUACCCAAUAAAACAUGUAAAUGUACGAAAUUUGAAGAUGGAUUCCGAUGCAUCUCUGCGGGUAAUCGUGGUUUUUAA